Molecule: messenger RNA, 747 nt
Organism: Caenorhabditis briggsae
Lineage: Eukaryota; Metazoa; Nematoda; Chromadorea; Rhabditida; Rhabditidae
Exons: 4
Coding region: 1-747 (248 amino acids)
Source: RefSeq, a predicted model, not a curated record
AUGAAUCAAUUCAUCGAACAGCUGGAAUCGCUGAAAACCACAUUUGCCGCACUGCCAGUUGACUGUUUAAUUGAUGCCAUAGAAAAACUGGACCAAACUGUGGAGCAACUAUCGCAAAGUGUGGUUUUUGUGGAAGAAGAAGAGCAGCAAAUGGAGCAUUUGGUGGAUGUGGGAAAGGGUUUUGUGCACGACUAUCUGAAUCCAACGGACGACUUCUCUAUCCCAGCAACGUCUUCUGAUGAUUUCAACUCUCCAGAAGUCCUCGCCUCCCAAUUCCAGAUGACGUCAUCACCAUCUAAUCCUUCCCAAGUCUUCUGUUUCACCUGUGGACAGUCGUUCAACAAUCGAAAAGGACUCUGGCGGCAUGGAAUCGCCACGAAACACAAAACGCGGGAAUUUAAAUAUUCUGAACGACGAUCUGGAGACGUUCCGAGCCUUCCGACGUCUUCUGGGAUUCAGAAUUCGUCGGAAUUUGGGAUUUUGGAGCCAUUCACAGUGACAAAUCUAGAGGGAACCUUUCUGGAAAAUUCAGAAGAAGAGAAAUUCGUAUGCUUCGAGUGCCAAAAAAGCUUUGCAAAUCGAAAAGCGUUGUAUAGACACGGCCAACAAACGAACCAUGUGCUCCGUCUGAAACGUGCUGUAAAAGUGAAAGGAGGCAUCUACGCAUGUCCAGAAUGCUCCUACAGUACUGAUAGUCUGGCGAAUCGACGCCUACAUUUUAAGAGGAAUCAUAAUAAAUCGAGAUAA